This is a messenger RNA of Knipowitschia caucasica, 243 nucleotides long. NCBI's taxonomy places the organism in Eukaryota, Metazoa, Chordata, Actinopteri, Gobiiformes, Gobiidae. The record is from the annotation of a GenBank genome assembly.
AUGGAGGAGGUGAUGGAGGAGGUGAUGGAGGAGGUGAAGGAGGAGGUGAUGGAGGAGGUGAUGGAGGAGGUGAUGGAGGAGGUGAUGGUGGAGGUGAUGGAGGAGGUGAUGGAGGAGGUGAUGGAGGAGGUGGUGGAGGAGGUGAUGGUGGAGGUGAUGGUGGAGGUGAUGGAGGAGGUGGUAGAGGAGGUGAUGGAGGAGGUGAUGGAGGAGGAGGUGAUGGAGGAGGUGAUGAGGAGGUGA